Molecule: messenger RNA, 1809 nt
Organism: Odobenus rosmarus divergens (Pacific walrus)
Lineage: Eukaryota; Metazoa; Chordata; Mammalia; Carnivora; Odobenidae
Gene: FAM111A
Product: family with sequence similarity 111, member A
Exons: 3
Source: RefSeq, a predicted model, not a curated record
AUGAGCCCUAAGAAGCGCAGGUCACAGAAGAUCGCGUUCGAUGAGAAGAGUAAUAUGAAAAUUGAGCACUAUUUCUCUCAGGUCAGUAAAAACCAAGAGAAUAAUUCCAGUAUUCCUCAAAUGAAGAUGGGCUCUAAAAAAGGUCCAAAAGAUAUAACUAACACCCAGGCUCAAGGACCCAAAGACCAGACCAUGCCCCCAAACAAGACAAUUAACAUCACCCUGGCUGUGAACCGCAGGAAGCACGUGCUCACACAUAGUGCAGGGGAUAGCUUAUACGCAGCACUCAACACUCUAAAGGCUGUCGAGAAGGAACUAAAAACUCAGCAGGGCAAAGAAAUGCUCGUGCUUGGCACGGAAGGAAUUGAAGGCUACAUAAAUCUUGGAAUGCCCCUCAGUUGCUUUCCUGAAAGCUGCCAUCUGCUAAUCACAUUUGCCCAGAGUAGAAGUAGGCAGAAAGAAGGGAGCCAGGUAUUUGGCCGGCAUGACAAGGUGUCCCCUGACUGUGUCAAAUUUUAUAUUCAUGCAAUUGGGAAGAGAAAGAAAAAGAUAGUUAAGUGCAGGCAUCUUCACAAAGAAGGGUGCAAACUCUGCGUCUACGCUUUCAAAGGAGAAACCAUCAAGGACGCUGUGUGCAAGGACGGAAGGUUUCUCCCCUUCCUGGAGAAGGAGGACUGGAGACUCAUCAAAAAUCUGGACUCCAUUCUAGAAAGUACACAGACUGUUGACAACCUGGAAGGUGAGCUCUUUGAGGUUGAAGUUGAGAAAAGCACGGGCUCUGGAGCCGGAGCUGCUCAGAAUUUGGAGUCAGAGGAAAGACACACCUCUGUGUUGAGAGAAGAAAUUGUGGCUCAGUACCCCAGUCUGAAGAGAGAAAGUGAAAAAAUCAGAGACAACUUCAGGAAGAAAUUGGAAAAUAAAAAGAACAAAGCAUUUUUUAAAUUGCAAGAAGUAAAUUUUGGGAAACUGACAAAAAACUCUACCCUGGUAAAAAUGCACAAACUUCUUUCUCAUCUCAGUGACUCAGUUGGGUACUUGUCAUGGGACAACAAUGGAAAUAGGGGUUCUGCCACCUGCUUUGUUUUUAAUAGGUUGUUCAUUUUAACUUGUCGGCACACAGUAAAUGACAUUGUGGGAAAAGGAAUAGAUCCAAGUAAGUGGGCAUACAUAAUUGGUCAGUGCGUAAGGGUGACGUUUACUUAUGAAGGGCCCCCUGAGAAAGAAGAGAACUGCUUUUUCGUUGAGCCUUGGUUUAAGAUAUCUGAUGCAACUCUUGAUUAUGCCAUUCUGCAACUGAAGGCAAAUGGACAACAAGUACCUUUGGGACUCUAUCAUAGAAUUGCCCCUGCACCACUUAGUGGGCUGAUAUAUAUCAUUGGCCACCCAUAUGGAGAGGCAAAGUCUAGUGAUGCUUGCACUGUGAUCCCUCUGGAGCAGCGAAUAGGGAAAUUGCAGGAACAUCUUCAGGCUAGAGAGGGAGAGGGUAGCAGUGAUGACAUGCAAUAUAUCCAUAUGUACACUCAAAGAAGCUUCCAAUACAUCGCUCAUGAUCCUGAUGUGAUUACCUAUGACACCUCUUUUUACUUUGGGGCUUCUGGCUCCCCAGUGUUUGAUGCAAAAGGUUCAUUGGUAGCCAUGCAUACUGCUGGCUUCGGUUAUAAGUACCAAAGUGGGUUAUCUCAUGUUGUUGAAUUUGGGUGUACUAUGGAAUCCAUCCUCCUUGAUAUGAAGAAAAACCAUGGACAGUGGUUUACAGAAGAAUAAUGUAUAAAUCAGCAGGAUGUGGAAAUGGUGAGUGAUGAGGAUUGA